AUGUCUUCAGGCUUUGUUUCCGGGGGAACUGCAGAUGCACCUAUUGAGCGAGAUGAGGAAUGGCGACAAGCUCAGCGUGCAAUCGAGGAGAAACGGAAGGAGAAGGAAGACCUAGGAAGGCAGAACGAGGGCAAGAGCCUCUUUGAAGUAUUGCAAGCAAACAAAGAAGCAUUUGAACAAGCUGCUCGCUACAAACUCCAUGUAACGCUUGAUGACGACGAAGCGGACUACCUCGAGGGUAUCCUUGAGGCGAGGCGGAAAGAAGAUGCGAGUGUGAAGAAGGAGACUCGUGAACAGCUGGAAAUAUUCCGCAGGCAGCAAGAAGAAGCGGAGAGGAAGGCGUUGGAAGAUGAAAACAGCGAAGUGCCGAAGGAGGAUCUUGUUCAAUGGGCCGCGCCUGGCCGUAAGCGCAAAACAGGCCAUGAGAACAGUCUACUGAAGAACGUCAAGUUACGAAAGCCCAGCUCGACGGCAGCAGAAAAGAAGCCGAUCGUCACAGCUGACGAGCAGGAGAAGCCGGCCAAUUCGCUGGCGGCGAUCGCAGGAGAACCGACCUUGACUAUUCCUUCUCCAUCUAAGGCUCCAACUACGCUUGCGCUAGGUCUCGGCUACAUGUCUUCUGACGAAGACGACUGA
Messenger RNA from Boeremia exigua, 636 nucleotides. Its product is annotated as N-terminal domain of NEFA-interacting nuclear protein NIP30-domain-containing protein. The record is from RefSeq and is a predicted model, not a curated record. Gene Ontology annotation, cellular component: nucleus. Lineage: Eukaryota; Fungi; Ascomycota; Dothideomycetes; Pleosporales; Didymellaceae. The transcript has 2 exons. The coding region runs from base 1 to 636 and encodes 211 amino acids.